Ruditapes philippinarum (Manila clam) is the source of this 5561-nucleotide messenger RNA. RefSeq names its product beta-1,3-galactosyltransferase 1-like. Gene Ontology annotation, molecular function: hexosyltransferase activity. NCBI's taxonomy places the organism in Eukaryota, Metazoa, Mollusca, Bivalvia, Venerida, Veneridae. The record is from RefSeq and is a predicted model, not a curated record. Gene Ontology annotation, cellular component: membrane. The transcript has 4 exons. The coding region runs from base 307 to 1617 and encodes 436 amino acids.
AAAUAAGUGUAAUUUACAGAGCGGAUGUGUGUAAGUGGAUGUAUAUUGAUUCAACAUACAACAAUAUUGAUUGAUGAGUUGUUGUUGUUUUUAAAUAAUUAUAAUCAUAAUUUAUGGAAUAAUUAAUUACAUAUAGGACUUUAUGAUGAUGAUGAGUAGUAUUCAAAAUGUGCGGGAAAUGAGAGGGAUACAUACACACAGGUGAAAAGAGAUUGUUUAGCUAAAUGGUCGGUGGUGUGGUGAAGAGAGAAAUGAGUAUUUCCUGAAACUAGACAAAGAUUCUUCAUUAUCUGGAUGCUUUAAACUAUGUCGCGAAAACUGGUUUGUUUCAUGUGGACAAUCGUUGUAAUAACUGCAUUUUACAUUUUGUUGACUGUGAUGACUGGUUUUAGUGGACGGAAAGGAAAGGUGGUAUAUAUGCACGGUAUUGAUGCGUUUUAUAGAGACAUAGGAAUGAGAGGGUUCGAUCGAAAUUUACUGUUCCGAGAAGGUAUUGGUGCUCAGGGCGCAAUUGAUGAAAUGAUAUUUGACCAGUCUUUAGAUAAAGACUUACAAUAUAUACCGGGUGUUGACGACAGUGUUAUAGAUCAGGAAGUGAAAAAGAUUUCGUUUAAAAGAGACGAUGCCUCCUUGAUUAACCAAAGCGUUAAUGUUUCCGAAAAGCAGCAAGCUAUGUUGGAAAAAAUAGCCGCGGAGAAAAAGCUUGCUAAACAGUAUUACCAGCUAAGAAAUAUUAGAAUAAAUCCAUAUGAUUUUAAGUUUGUUGAAACAGGUGAAAAUAUUUGUGAUACUAGCGAAAUUCCUUUUUUAGUCAUACUGUGCCUAACAAAAUAUUACGACAUUGAAACAAGGGAGGCAAUCCGGGAAUCUUGGGGCAGUGUAGCGAAAACAAGACAAUGGCCAUUGGUUCGAUUUUCAAUUCCUUCUGUGAAACUUGUGUUUUUAUUAGGUGACCCCGGUGACUCACUUGUUAAAAAUACCAUAAUAAGAGAUGAGAAAAAUAGAUUCGGUGACAUUGUUGUUGGUGGAUUUAAAGAUACUUAUUCUAAUUUGACCCUUAAAGUAAUGAUGGGUUUAAAAUGGGUGACAAAAUAUUGCCCUAAAGCAAAAUAUGUUGUAAAAAUAGAUCAGGAUACAUUUUUACAUGUUGUAAAUCUAAUACACUAUCUUAGCUCAACUUUCAUGCAAAUUCCAAAACAAGGAGUUGUUAUUGGUUACCAGAAUAGAGCUCCAAAAGUUCUAAGAACUGGAAGAUGGGGCGUUGAGCGCUCAAGGUUUCCGAUGACUAAUUAUCCGAAUUAUACAAAUGGAAAUUGUUACGUCAUUUCCGGAAAUGCUGUUAGCAAUAUAUUUGAAGCAGCCGAACGAAUGCCAUAUAUAACCGUCGAGGAUGCCUUUAUUACAGGUAUUGUCCGAACCACUCUUGGAUUAGGAAUAAUUCAUCAUAAAGGGUUUACACAAUGGAAUGACAAACCGCCGAGACUUUGUGGAUUUCACAAUACUGCACGUAUAGCUGCCACAAAUGCUGAUGACGACAAGAAACGUAAACUAUGGAAGGCACUAGGAUACAGAAAUCUAAAAAACUGUUAUAAUGUGGAUACUAAUAACGCGAGAUGAUAGCUUUACAUGUAGUAUCUAAACAACUUUAUACAUUGUUCUCCAUACAAAGCUAGGUUUCGACUUUAGUUGCGUAUUGUUCUUGUCUCUACUUUCAUCUCAUGUCACUGUUAAACGGAAUCUUCAUUUCAUUGUUACAUCAUGACUUGAUAAUUUUUCAGAGUCUUAUAAUUGUGUUUUAUAAACAUUUAUCAUAAUAUCUUGCCACAAAGGGACAAGUUUAAUACAUGGAAUUUACUUAUAAAGAUGUUUCGUUUGCCUUUUCUCCGAUGAAAUCCAAGACUAAAAUAUAAAUCUGAUCUCAAAACUGUACGUUUUCCAAAUCUUUUGAACAAAAUUUUAGCAUCAGUCCAGCAUGUUGUUACUAUAGCACAAGUUCAAUAUAUGGAAUUCACGUAUAAGGAUGUUUCGUUUUGCCUUUUCUACCGUGAAUGAACUUGUGUCUGAUUUCACAAAGACUGCAUCUGAUAUAAUUUGUAAACAUGCUCCAUUGAAAGAAAGAUCAAUUACUGUUAGACCCAAACUUCCAUGGUACUCUGGAUAUCUUAAGCAAUUAAAACAGUACAAAAGAUCAAUAGAGAAAAUAUACUUAAAGGACAGGUCAGAUCUCACAAAAAUAGUGUACAAUAAUGUAAGAAACUCCUAUACUGCGACAAUAGCAUCAGCAAAGGAUGGGUUCUAUCAUGGUAGAAUUGGAGAGGCUGAAGGGAAUGUGAAGAAGUUAUAUAGCGUGACUUCAGACUUGCUUGGGCGUUCGAAGGAUAACCCACUUCCACCUCACACCAGUGAGACGGCACUUGCAAACGAUUUCUUGCGUUACUUUAGUGACAAAAUCCUUAAACUUCGUGAAGAUCUGGAUAACAUAAACACAGAAACAUCAUCUUCAGUGAUUGAUAGUAUUAUGGCAUCUGAUGUACCAUCAAGUGAAAAUAUCAUGAACAAAUUUAAACCACUAAAUGAAAAAGACAUAAUCAAACUUGUGAGUGAAUCAAAGUCAACAACAUGUGAGUUGGACGUUAUGCAAACACCAAAGCUGAAAGAAAAUCUUCAUUUGCUUGCACCUGUUGUGACAGAAAUCGUGAAUCGGUCAUUGUCUUCUGGUGUUUUUCCAGAGACGUGGAAGAGCGCUGUUAUCAAGCCCCUUUUGAAAAAGAAAGGCCUUCCCUUAGAAUUGAAACACUAUCGGCCUGUAUCAAACCUGUCAUUCUUGUCGAAAAUUCUUGAAAAAGCUGCAAUGAACCAAAUUUCAAGCCACAUUGAGUUCAACAAUUUGUUACCAUCUUACCAAAGUGCAUACAGUAAAUUUCACAGUGUUGAGUCUGCUAUGAUGAAAAUGUACAGUGAUCUGCUAGAAACAGCUGAUAGCCGCCAUGUGACAAUAGUUGUAAUGAUUGAUUUAAGCGCCGCCUUCGAUACUAUCGAUAUACCAAUAAUACUUGAAAUCCUACAGAAAGACUUUGCCAUACAGGGUAUUCCAUUAAAGUGGAUCGAAUCUUAUUUAACCAACAGAGAUAUGAAAGUUGUCAUUGAACAGUCCUCAUCGGAUACUGAACCACUGAGGUUCCCCAGGGUUCUUGUGCUGGAGCGGUGAUAUUUACUCUCUAUAUAGCUGCCCUUAACAAAAUAGUCCAGAAAUAUCCGGCGGAAUUGUAUGGAUAUGCAGACGAUCAUAAAGUGGCAUUUAAAAUUAGAGCUGGUGACCAUCACAUCGAAGAAAUCGUUCGCCAAAAACUCACUGACUGUCUUAAUGAUAUUGUGUCAUGGAUGACUAGAUUUAAGUUAAAAUGAACAAUAGCAAAACAGAAAUCAUCAUUUAUGGUACAAGACAUCAGCUGAAGAAAUUGAACAUUUCCAGUGUCAAUGUUGGUGGGGUCGAAGUCAACUGUGUUGACAAUGUGAGAGACCUUGGAGUACAGAUGACCAGCACUUUAAGUUUUGACAUCCAUAUUCAAAAGAAGUGUCAGAUUGCACACAUGCAGUUAAGAAAUUUAAAAGCAAUCAGAAAACAUCUCUCUCAGAAAUCUGCAGAAAUCCGUGUUCACGGUUUGAUUCAUUCACAUUUAGACUUUUGCAAUGGAUUAUUCGCUGAUAUUCCAGCCUAUCAACUUGAUAAAUUACAACGUGUGCAGAAUUAUGCUGCUAGAAUUGUCACUGGAGCUGCUUACUAUCAAUCCAGUGCUGAAAUUCUUAAAUCACUCCACUGGCUUCCAAUUCGAGCAAGAACCAUGUACAAAGUUAUUGUGACUGUGUUUCGUGUUGCAAAUGGCACCACUCCAUUGUAUCUUCGUAAAUUGUUCACUAAAUGCCAGAGUCAUUACAGGAAAAGACUGAGAUCCUCAUCAUCUAGCCACAUUCGGUUUGAUAUACCAUCAACAAAUUCAAAACUUGCUGAUAGAUCCUUGGCUAUUGUGGGAACUAAAUGGUGGAAUUCAUUGCCAGACUAUCUGAAGGACAUUACCAAUGAAAAUCAGUUUAAGGCCAAACUUAAAACAUACUUGUUUGGACUGUUUUUCAACUAGAGUUGUAGAUUGGCUGUGCCAUCGAGACUGGGUUUGGGAGUGUCUUGAUCAAGCAUAUGUGUAUAUAGCCUUAAAAAUGUACAGCGCAAUCGAAUAUUUAAUAAAUUUUUGCGCUAUAUAAAUGUCUUGUAUUUGUAUUUGUAUUUGAAAUCCAAGACUAAAAUAUAAAUCUAGUUGAUCUCAAAAAUGUACGUUUUUCAAAUCUUUUGAAAAAAAUUUUAGCAUCAGUCCAGCAUGUUGCUACUAUAGCACAUUUGUAAUAAAUAUAUCUUUUGCAUGUUCAAAAGACUUGAAAAAUAACGUUUUUAUUUGAAAGUUAUUAUUUAUUUGAAGUUCUAAUGGAUUUUCUGAAAUUUCCCAAUUGAAACAUAAAACACUCUUAAAGUUAAAACGGUCGUAUAAUUUACUAUGACAAACAAAUUUAUAUUUGUAAUAAAUAAUGCGUUGUUCUGUUUAUCUGAAGUCAACUUGUAAAGUUAUCAUAUAAAGUUCAAAGAAAAUCGUCAAAUAAUAUUCACGGAAAAUCGUCGAAAAGUCGUCAUAUUACUUACGUUUAUUAUUUCAAAAAGAAUUAUGAAACCCGACAUCUUACAAUAAACAGAAUUCUUGUGCAUGUAAUAUUGUCAUAUAUUCUUUCCUUUUUCAAUGAAUUUCAACCAUAUGAUCUUUGCAAUAUAUUUUUAUGGAAAAGCAUACUGUCAUGUUCCUUUCAUAAAGGUUUUUAAUUGCCAUUAGCUAAUAAAAAAACAAUAUUUGAUAUCAAAUUUCUUGUAUAUAUAUUUUCGAUUGUUUCUCUCUGUCAUCGCAAAAAGAUAGAGAAUAAUUGUUUGUUUUGCCUGUAAGAUUGAAUAAUAUUUCACUGAGUGAACACCAGAUGCAAUAUUUUCACGAGUGACGUAGCCACGGGUGAAAAUAGAAUAGCUGGUGUUCACGAAUGAAAUAUAUAUUUUAAUCUUAUAUGUAAAACAAAUACAUUUUCUUUAUAUUUCAUGCCUUUUAACUGAUUUUAAGUACGUUUUUUACUGAUAUAUAACUGUCUAAUGCAAUAUGAAAACUCGAAAAGCAAUGACUGCUACCAGCCCGAAGAAUAAGUAAACAAGCCAGCGUUCAUAAGGCAGUCUUUCAACAAUUCCAUGUUUUCCAAUUUCCUAGCAGCUUUUUGAAUGUUUACACAUCUGUCAACACUUAUUUAUUGUCUGUAACAAUCCUCAAAUAAGUUUUGUUUCUUCUAAAAAGAUGUAUGACUAACAAAUCCAGAAUCGAACGCAAUUAAUUUCAUUCCGGGAAAUACACAAUUUUUAAAAAUGACGGCCGAUUACCUUUCACAAAGCCAGGUCUAAUAAAAAUUCGCCGUGAGUAACGGAAAUAAGGUCGGAUGGUGUGACUUUUCUUCUACUAGAAUUGUUUGUUUUUAUUAUUAAACAU